Messenger RNA from Strongyloides ratti, 1047 nucleotides. Its product is annotated as Protein C3orf33. Lineage: Eukaryota; Metazoa; Nematoda; Chromadorea; Rhabditida; Strongyloididae. The transcript is spliced from 3 exons. The coding region runs from base 1 to 1047 and encodes 348 amino acids. The record is from RefSeq and is a predicted model, not a curated record.
AUGGGAUGGAAAUCUUUGAUAUUAAACAAGGGUAGUAUUUCUCCAAUAAAGACAAAUUUAUUCUUUUCAAGACACUGUCGAGUAAAAUUCAAUACUUUAUGUAUUGUAUUAGCAUAUUUAAUGGAAACUGGUGAAUCAGGUAAAACAUUAGCAAUAAACAAACCAUUUGUUGCUGAGGAUGCCUCAUUCUUCCAAUUGUACUCUCCUUUAAUUAUCAGAGGUGGAAUUAUAGUUACUGGAAUUGUAGGAGUUGCUAUAUAUUUAAAAACAUCACCUAAUUAUCGUCGUUUUAAACAUGUUACUGAAAUUCCACAACAUUUUAUACAAAGAGAAAUACCACUAAAAGGAAUCGUAAAGGAAGUAACUCCUUUUGGAACUUUUAAAGUUGAACAUCAACCUCUUCGUACAAUUCCAUUUAUUACACCUAUCAAAAAAGUACAACCAUUAAAUUUAAAGUUAGCCGGUAUUGAAUUUAGUGAAGAAGGUUUAAAUUACCUUACAAAUGAAUUAAAAAUUAAAGAUAAGAAAGUUAAUUUUACAGUAAUCAAAAAUACUCAUGAUAAUAGUGACUCUGUUGAUGUUGAAAUGACAAUUAAAAAAAAUUUAUUAGGUUUUGUAAAUAUGAAUCAAGAUCUAGUACGAAAAGGUUAUGCUAAAAUUCCUAGUCCAAAUAAUAAGGAACAUAUUAAUUCUCUUGAACAUAUCCCAACUUAUUCUAGACUUAUCAAUAAGUUACUAUUAUCAGAGAAAAUUGCCGAUAAAAGAGGUCUUGGUAUGUGGGAAAAAGAAUCAUGGAUGGAAUCUGUUAAAUCAGUUCCAACUCAAUCAUUUGGAAUUAUUAAAUCAUCUCCUUUUGUUAAAUUUAUAGUUCUUCUUUUUACAAUCAUGAAAGAUGCUGCUUACUUGUCUGCAAGUGCACUUAAAAAUCUUUAUUAUAUUAUUGUUGUGACAAUGGGUUAUGUUGCUGUUGGUUACCGUAAAUUUGGACGUGGUGUUGAUUCAAUGAGAAUAAAGUAUAAUGGACUUAAAGAAAAAUUUAAGAAAUAG